Messenger RNA from Camponotus floridanus (Florida carpenter ant), 1366 nucleotides. RefSeq lists its product as uncharacterized. The transcript is spliced from 4 exons. The coding region runs from base 1 to 600 and encodes 199 amino acids. Lineage: Eukaryota; Metazoa; Arthropoda; Insecta; Hymenoptera; Formicidae. The record is from RefSeq and is a predicted model, not a curated record.
AUGGAUACUCUGAGUGAUAUUUAUUAUUUAAUGCAAUUGAUUGUUCGACAAAUUUUGAUAUUUCUACGAGAUUUUAUUUUCCGCGAACUUACGUGGUUCACACUAGCGGAGGAAAAUUUUGAUAACGCGAAUUCAAAGAUAUUGGACGUUGCGCCGCAUCCCGCCACCGAUUUUUUCGUACUUUUCACUGUUUGCGGCCUCCUCUUUGCGUUUAUGAUUCUACCCACAAAUUCCAUCAAAAACGAAGCGUCGAAUUAUGAUCUCAAUAAUAUUGAAAUGAUAUCUACGACUUUUGAGAAUUCGUCGCCUCUUUGGUACUCAAAACCUGCAAACUCUAGCUUAAUAAGUUAUUUUCACGAUUGCAACUCGAUCAAUCCAUCGCGCGACACGGUUCCUAAACAGCAAAAUAUCUCGCAUCCGAGUUUCUCAAAAUGCAGAGUGUCAUUGCAAUCGAAAGCCUCAAAUUACAAGGUGCGUUCCAUCCGUUCUCGGCAUUCUCAUAAGACACAAGUGAAUUAUCUCGCUUCUCAAACUAUUGGUCGAGAAUGGUUGGUAAGACGCACCAGGAGUGGUCACGUCUACGGAAAAUAUCCGAUAUAGCGAAAAUACAAGAGAAACGAUCACUUUUAAAAUAAAACACCUAAAGCUAAGCAUCUAAAGCUAAGCAAGGAAAUUUAUUUUUUGAUAUUUAAUUUGUCGCAACGUCAACUUGAAACGAGAAUAUCUUUCUUGGACGAAAGGAUGUGCGAUUUUUCUAAUUUUGACAGUUAUAAAAUUUUUCUCACGCUAUAUUAUAAUUACAAAACAGUUUUUGAUAAUUUUAUUUUCCUUGUUACUUAUAUCAUCCUUUUACCGACACGAUAUGCUUACGUGGCUUUACGUUGUUUCUUCUUUCGACAUUGUCUUUUGUAUUUUUAUCAAUCUUUCCAUGUCGUGCCGGUGGAUAUAGUAUAUGUACAUGGGAUUAUAUAUACGCAUACAUAUAUACACGUGUUUGUGAUCGGUUUAUAACGUACGUUAAUAAAUGUUUUAUUACGGUUCCGUGAGUUCUUGACUGAUUACUUGUACGUUUUUAAUGACGAUUAACCCUUUCGGCGUAUGCGUUAUCGGUAGAUAACGACACGCGCGGAUUUUAAUCGCUCAACAAUUAUUGCACUUGUCUGUAUUGUCUGUCAUAAAAUGGAAGCCAGUUUUAUCAUUGCGGACACAGUAUCUUUCAUUAGAUUAUGUGGGUUAUGUGUAAAGAUUGAAUUCGAUAUAAAAUCGAUAUAGUCAUUAGCGUUAGCGAUAAAAAACGCAACAGAAAAAUCUUUUCAAAACAACUAAAAACAGCCUUUUCUCUUUUAUCAAACCAAUGUUGCAUUAC